UCUAGGCGGCUAGGCAGCUGCGAUAAUAAUCGUAUCCUAUUGAAUCUUAACAUAACCACACACGUUGUCGUGGUGCGGUUUGCCAUCGCUUGUUGUUUGGUAUUCGUUGUGAAAAACUUUGUUAAAGUCGUGGCUUUCUGUCGUUUUAAUUUGUGUCCUGUUGGCGGGAGGAUGGCAAAAUAGGAAUAAGUAGAAAACUUGGUGUGUGUGUGUCGUCGGGACGGUGCGAUUUUAAAUUUUAUUACUUCGUGUUUGUCGUAUCGUGUUAUUCGAUCGAAAAGUUCUACAUUCUACAGUCUUUGACGCUGCAUUCAUCGGUGAAGAGAGAAACAGUAGCGCGGUGGUAGGCCUAGCGUGCAUGAAGCAAGUAGCGCAAACUGAAACCAGAUUAGCUGCCACUUGAGAGGUUAUUGUCACAAAAAAAAAAAGUUGAAGUGAAACAAGAAGCUGAAGCAUGGAUAGAAAUAAUGAAAAAACACAUUUCCUUGACUCUUCGAAGCCAGUGACACUCUCUCCCUCCUGGGAGGCCCAAAAACUGCCAGACGAUGAUUUGAACUUCAAGGGUAUGGGCAAGGUGCAGCACUUGCCUUUGAAACCCCCGGUAGACAAGUGGAAGUUGGUUUUCUUGAUUUUUCUGAUUCACGGUCUGGGCACCUUGAUGCCUUGGAAUAUGUUCAUCACGGCCAAGAGCUAUUUCGAAGACUUUAAAUUGGCCUCGCCCAAUGCCAAUGAGACAACCGUAUAUGCCAGUAAUUUUAUGCAGUACAUAGGCUUUGCCUCACAGAUACCAAAUCUUAUUUUCAAUUGGCUCAACAUUUUCGUACAUCUUGGAGGUGAUCUAACCAAGCGCAUUGUCUACAGCAUACUCUUUGAGCUGCUUAUAUUCAUAGUCACAGUGUUAAUGGCCAUACUGGAUUCCAGCAGUUGGCAGGAUGUAUUCUUCUGGAUCACCAUGAUCAGUGUGGUGUUGCUGAAUAUGGCCAAUGGUAUAUAUCAAAACACCAUAUAUGGCAUGGCGGCCACGCUGCCGAUCAAAUACACUGGUGCUGUGGUAUUGGGCUCCAACAUAAGUGGCCUCUUCGCCUCCAUAGUGAGCAUAUGCAGCAAAUAUAUCUUUUCUUCGGAUAGAACAUCGGCCAUUUAUUAUUUCAUAACGGCCAUGUUGAUAUUGCUGAUAUGCUUUGACACCUAUUUUGCUUUGCCACUAACGCAAUUCUAUCGUUACCACACCAUGUUGAGACGCAAGGAGGAGAAACCCUUAACCAAUCAGCCGCAUCAAUCAACCAAAGUGCCUUAUGGGACUGUACUCAAACAGGCCGCUCCGCAAUUGUUCAAUAUAUUCUUUACCUUUUUCAUUACACUGUCUGUCUUUCCGGCCAUACACUCGGACAUCAAGGCAGUGGCAACGGAUUUCGUUAUUCCACCCGAACUAUUUGCUUCUAUCACUUGCUUCCUAACCUUUAACCUCUUCGCCAUGUUGGGCAGUCUGACAACAUCAUGGAUUCAAUGGCCAAAGCCCAGAUUUUUGGUAGUACCCGUGGUGUUGCGUGUAGUCUUCAUACCCCUGUUUCUGCUGUGCAACUACUUACCCAAAGGCAUUGACAGAACUCUGCCGGUGGUGAUUACCAACGAAUGGGUGUACUGGAUAAUAGGCAUUGUUAUGUCAUACAGUUCGGGCUAUUUGAGUUCAUUGGGUAUGAUGUACGCCCCACAGACGGUGCAGCCCAAGCAUCAGCUUACCGCCGGUAUGUUUGCUGCAGCCAUGCUUAUCACAGGCAUUUUUUCGGGCAUUCUCUUUUCAUUUGUAAUGCCUUCUUUGGUGGCUUUAUAAAAAUACACAAAUCAAAUCAGUUAGCUGAAAACGCAUGCAUAUGUAGCAUCUACAGACACGAAUGCAGGGACAACCCCAAGCGGCCAUCAAUAUUUUUGGUAAUCAUUGAAAUCACAAUCACCAUGAUCUACUUGCGCGACAGCAGACAAUAAGUUCUCUCUUCCUUUUAUUUAUUUUUUUUAUUCAUUUUAUAUUCACAAAAAUUAACUUCAUGGUAUACGAUCACAAAUUUAUUUUAAUUUCAUCAUUUACAAAAAAAGAAAAUUGUCUUGUUUAUAUUGUUAUAUUAUUUUUAACAUGUUUAGACUUUCAUUAAGGGGAAACCAAUUAAGAAAUUAAAUUUGAAUAAGAACCGUCGAGGCCACCGUGGUUUUCCCCUCCUAAUGCUGGCAACAUUUGUGAGGUACUGUAAAACUUCUCUCCAAAGAGGUGUCGCACUGCGGCACGCCGUUCGGACUCGACCAUACAAAGGAGGCCCCUUAUCAUUGAGCAAAAAACUUGAAUCGAACUGCACUCAUUGAUAUGUGAGCAGUUUGCCCCUGUUCCUUAGUAGAAUGUUCAUGGGCAAAAUUUGCAUACGAACAAUCGGACGAGUUUAGUUCACCCUUCAAUUGUCAAUCGUAAAUCGUUUACAAGGAGACUAAGGACAAAUAAGCCAAACUGGCUUAUUACAAGAUUCUUACUAUUAUUAUAACACAUUGCUUAUUUAAUUUUCAAGUUGCAUAGUUCUCAAUUUUGCAUUCAUAGCUUGUUCUUCAUUGUAGAAGAUUUUGUAUACAAGAUAAAUAUUAAUUAUUUUUUCAUUGUUGUUUUUGGUGUGGUGCAUACAUUUUUUUUACUGCCAGUUUAAUUUACAGUUCAUUUGCAUUAUUAUCAUCAUCGACUCGUUAUUAACAUAAAGUUCUCUGUCCAGCAAUUAAUAUAGACGUAAUAUGACAUAAAAUAAUAUUUAAA
Messenger RNA from Stomoxys calcitrans (stable fly), 2785 nucleotides. RefSeq names its product equilibrative nucleoside transporter 1 (gene Ent2). NCBI's taxonomy places the organism in Eukaryota, Metazoa, Arthropoda, Insecta, Diptera, Muscidae. The transcript has 2 exons. Gene Ontology annotation, cellular component: plasma membrane. The coding region runs from base 455 to 1831 and encodes 458 amino acids. The record is from RefSeq and is a predicted model, not a curated record. Gene Ontology annotation, molecular function: nucleoside transmembrane transporter activity. Gene Ontology annotation, biological process: nucleoside transmembrane transport.